CGCAGUGACGGGGCAGUGACGGGCAGUGACGGGCCGACGAGCGGGUGCCGUGUUCCGUGCCGUGCUCCGCGGUGACCGGCAGUGUGGCCAACGAGUGCGAAGCGUGGCCAAGCCCGAAGGGAAGAGUGACCAUGUGCGCGAAAAUGCGGUGGCACGCUGUCACGGGAUGAGGGACGCGCGUCCGGCCGUCUGUAGUACUGUGUGGUUGUGACCGUGUCCGCGAAAGCCCCCGCGACGCCGUCCGUGACAUCGUCCGUGACAUCGUUAGUGACAGUGGUUUCGGCGUCAAAGGAUUUCCACCUGCGUCGACACGAUGGCGGCGUGGCUGACGGUGCUGCUGCUGCUGCUGCCGGGCUGCCUGCUGCCGGCGCUCGCGCGCUCCCGCCUCUCGCUGGACGACCGCAACAAGGAGUACCUGCCCUGCUUCUUCAACCCGCUGUGCACGUGCAGCAAGUCCGUGCCCGACCUGGGCAUCGUGCGGUGUCGCGACGUGCCGCUGCCGCGCGCGCCGCCGCCGCUCAACGCCUCCAAGGUGUACUCGCUGCACCUGGACAACAACGGCCUGCGCUCCCUGGACGCCCACUUCCUCACCGGGACGGGCCUGUACCGCCUGGAGCUGAGCCGCAACCCGCUGGUGCACGUGGCGGACGAGGCGCUGCUGGGGCUGGAGCGGUCCCUGUCCGAGCUGGAGCUGCCCUGGAACCGGCUGACGUCGGUGCCGAGCCGCGCGCUGCGACACCUGCAGAAGCUGUACCUGUUGGACCUCACCGGCAACGACAUCAGCGAUGUGUCGCACGAGAACUGGCGCGGCCUGGAGCGCUCGCUCAGCACGCUGGUGCUGGCCAGGAACGCCAUCCAGGCCUUCCCCACGCCGGGCACCUUCAGCGCGCUGGCGGCCCUGGAGACGCUGGACCUGAGCGGCAACGCCAUCGCGGAGGUGCACGGCGACUCCCUGUUCAGCGGGCCGCACCGCCUGCAGCACCUGUACCUGGCCGACAACCAGCUGCAGUGGCUGCCGUACCAGCAGAUGGCGCACCUCAGGCAACUCCGCACGCUGGACGUGUCGUCCAACCGGCUGUUCAGCCUGGAGCCGCAGCCCGGCGUGUCGCCGCACGAGACGCGCCUGCGCCUGGUGCUGGACGAGCUGCACCUGGAGCACAACGAGCUGCAGCACCUGCCGCCGCAGGCCUUCCACCACUUCGAGAUGGUCAACAAGACGCUGCUGGACGGCAACCCGCUCGUCGAGAUCCAGGAGAAGGCCUUCCGCGACGCGCACAUCCGCGAGCUGUGGAUCCGCGACUGCGGCCUCUCCUACAUGCACCCCGAGGCGCUGGCCGGCCUGGAGGGCUGGCUGCAGGUGCUGCAGCUGCCGGCCAACAACCUGACGCAGCUGCCGGCGCAGAUGCUGACGCGGAUGGACCAGCUGCGCGAGAUCAACGUGCGCGACAACCGCCUGGACAACCUGGACCCGGACGCGCUGUUCAACGCCUUCCGGGAGCGCGUGCAGCGCGUGGACGUGGGCGGCCGCAGGAACGGCGUCACCAGCCUUCAGGAGUUCAAGAACAUGCGCAGCCUGCGCGCGCUGUCGGUGUCGCGCGUGCCGCAGAAGGCGCUGUCCAUGGCGGACUUCGAGGACUUCGCCCCCGAGCUGGACGAGCUCAAGGUGUCGGACGGCGGCCUGCAGACCAUCAAGAACCACGCGUUCCGCCACGUGCGCGGCCUGCGCUUCCUCGACUUCUCCGACUCGGACAUCAACACCAUCGAGAACGACGCGUUCCAGGAGGUGAGCCACUCGCUGCUGGAGCUGCGCCUGACGCGCGGCCUGUCCAGCUCAAUGCGGCAGGUCCCCGGCGAGGCGCUGCGCCACCUCAACAUCCUCACGCUGCUGGACCUGAGCCACAACCGCCUGCGCUCCGCGUCGCCCAGCGCGUUCCACCCGCUGCGCGAGCUGCGCUCCCUGCUGAUGCGCGACAACCAGCUCGACACGCUGCCCCACCUGGAGGGCGACGUGCACCGCCACCUGGAGGAGCUGGACCUGUCCUUCAACGAGCUGCACGUGCUGCAGCAGCAUGCUGUGUACGACCUGCCGCAACUGGAGCGCCUGGACCUGAGCGACAACCGCAUCGGCCGCGUGGAGAAGCACGCCAUCGCCAACCUCAACAGGCUGCGCCGCCUGGACCUCCGGGGCAACCGCUUGCAGCAGGUGGACCCCGAGGCCUUCCAGAACCUGCCCGAGCUGGUGGAGCUGGACCUGGCGUACAACGACUUGGCCGAGCUGGACUUCGGCAUGCUGGACCAAGUGGGCACGCUGUCGUCCUUCCGGCUCAACGUCAGCCACAACCACAUCCACCACCUGGAGAUGUACCUGGGCGUGGGCCGCGACGCGCACUUCCAGGCCAACGUCAAGAUGCUGGACCUGUCGCACAACAACGUGUCCACCGUGGCCAGGUACUACUUCCGGCCCGUGGAGGAGUGCAUCACGCACCUGCUCAUGUCCUGGAACGCGCUGCGCAACGCCACGCGGGACGUGUUCGGCAACAUGCGCUACCUCACCUGGCUGGACCUGUCCGCCAACGAGCUGCUGGAGAUCGACUUCGACACGUUCCGGAACUCGCGCAACCUGCAGGUGCUGUACCUGGCCCGCAACUACCUGUCCGACGUCCCCACCGAGCUGUUCCGCGCGCUCAGCCACCUCCGCCUGGUGGACCUGUCGCACAACCGCCUGCGCACGCUGCCCGACAACCUGUGGUCCGAGCCGUCCAUGGAGCGCGUCGACCUCUCGCACAACCAGCUCAGCCGCAUGCCGUACAACAGCUUCUCGCCGCAGGCCGCCGCCACCCUGGUCGAGUGGGACCUCUCCCACAACUUCCUGGUCGCCCUCACCUCGCCGGAGAACAUGGGCAAGUUCCGGUCACUGCAAGUCCUGGACGUCAACAACCGCCUGACGCAGCUAGAGGACGCGCCGUUCUCCGCGCUGCCCCGGCUGUCCAUCCUGGACCUGUCCCACAACCCCGAGCUGCGGCUGGAGCCCCGAAGCCGCACCUUCCAGAACAUGCAGGAGUCCCUGCUGGACCUGAGGCUGAGCAACAUCACGCUGCACCAGGUCCCCGAGAUGCCGCUGCCGGCGCUGCAGGCGCUGUGCCUCAGCCACAACAUGCUGGUGCAGCUGCCGCCCGAGAUGGCCAACCACCUGUCCUCGCUGCGCCGCCUCGACCUCAGCUUCAACGGCCUGCCGCAGGUGCCGUUGGUGACGACGCAGCUGCCUCAGCUGCGGCGCCUCAACCUGGCGGGCAACCCCAUCUCCGUGCUGUCCAACACGAGCCUGCUGGGCGGCGCGGAGCGGCUCAGGGAGCUGGACUUGCGGCGCCUGCCGCUGCAGCACUUCGAGACCGGCGCGCUGUCCAAGAUCACCACCCUGCAGAGCCUCAUGCUCACCACCUACAAGGGCGUGCCGGACUUCAACAUCCCCAUGCGCCUGCAGGACAACCACGGGCUGCGCAGCCUGCUCGUUGAGGUGGACGACGAGGGCGAGGACCUGGACGGCGAGAUGCGCGGCACGCUGCCGGACAAGCUGUUCAACAUCACCUUCACCGGGCUGUACCUCCGCUCGCUGCCCGUCGACAUCUUCAUGGGGGUGCGCACGUCGCGGUUCCUGUUCACGCUGCGCAACACGAGCGUGGACUCGCUGCCGCGCGGCAUGUGGGAGCAGAUGGACCACGUGCGCAACCUGACGCUGGACCUGCGCAACAACUCCCUCAAGCACCUGGGCAACCCCAACAUGGCGGCGCGCCCGGACCAGCGCGGCAUGUUCCUGACCAGGCUUCAGAUGGCGGGCAACAAGUGGUCGUGCGACUGUGACUUGGGGUGGGUGGAGGUGUGGGAGCGCAAGAAGAGGCAGUACUGGUGCCCGCGGCCCAGCCGCCCCCUCGGCCCGCCGCCCGCGCACGAGUCCCGCGAGUUCCUGCACUGGGAGUCCAACGUGGACUGCCGCGAGCUGCACGAGGACGACAUGCGCGAGGCGCACUGCGGCCGCGGCGGCCACAGCGUCAUGGAGGCCAUGAAGGGCGACCUGGAGUGCGGCUGGGGCGCGGGCGCGCACCUCGGCCCCAGCGGCCCUCUCGUGCUCCUCAUCGUCGCCUUCUGGACGGUCUUCGCCCGCGCGCUCAACCCCCUGAACCCCGCCCAGUCCUAGUCAGGGGAAGGGGAGAAGUCAAGUCAAGUCGGGGCGGGGCGGGGCGGGGCGGGGAAGUCCUCAGACCCGCCGCCGCGGCGCCCGCUGCGCCAGGCCUAGUCCAGGCCGUUCUGAAUGUCUGAAUCCAACGGAGGGCGGCGCCGCGAGUGCCGCGAAUGGGCACCGCGACACCGCUUUGCCUUCGCCUCACAGUCGCUGGCGUGUGACUGUCCCACUGUUUCGAUUUGCAGCGCGGCGUGGUGGCGAUGGCGAAGGUGGCGGGCCUGCUGGAAAUCACUCGACGCGUCCUAAGCGCGGAGGCGGGGCCCCGGGGCGUCACGGAAUGGAGCGGGUGGGGUGGGGGUGACGCCGAGCUGUCGGAAAGCCAAACUUUGCCCUGGAUCGUGCAUGUGAUAAAGCUGUAGGCUUGCUUUGCAUCUGAAAAAAAAAAAAUUAGUCUGAUUUAUGGGUUUUAUUUUUCAUCGUCGAGUAAGACGUCUUUCGGCGAUGCUGGAUGCAGCAUAAGCAUUUAAAUCGGUCUUGGGUGUUUAACUUAUGGGGAGAUUUCGUAGCUUCAGCAAGCUACCACAUUAUCAGGGUAGAUACUGUAUCAACAACAAAAAUGUAUUUCAUUUGUUUUUACAGUUUUGAAAAAUUGAUUUCUCCUUCAAAAUAAAACGAGACAGACAAAUUAAAAUUUUGACAUGUAAUUAUAUUUUGCUCAUGGUCGGAAGAUAGGGGGUUUACUUGUCCUAUGGAAAUUUAGGCUUUUUGAAGAUAUUUUCUGUACGUGUCGUGUGGGUGGCCUAUCUUUUUGGCGCCCCCGCCACAAAGUUGGGCAACCCUUUCGACACACAGUUUUAUUUAUUUAUUAUUGUGAAGAAUAACGUUGUUGUGAUGUCGCAUUGACUACCGGCUCAUGUGUUCUUUUCCAAACUGUAACUGCAGUUCAUAGUUCAUUUAAGACUGCACAUCAUUUACAAUUACUGCCAUGUCUGUCAUCUGUGUCAUUUCCUUGAGAGGUGUGGCCACUGGAUUAUUUCCACAGGUUUAAACGACAUGGUGGUGCCUUCUCUGAUAUUUUUUAAAUGAUUUUUUUUCUCAUUUCAUUCUGCACCAUUCAAUACAUUUUGUUGUGUGACUCAUUUAUUUAAAUCUACAUGAUCACUGCCGACGAGAGUAGCAAUAUGUCGUAGGUAAACCUAAUGUAAGGGUCAACAGAGGCCUUGAUGCCAGAAGUGAAUUUGGCCUUUGCCAUAUUGAUCUCCUUUCCAAUUUACUGCAUACUUUAAUCAUAAAUUACCAGAUUCUUAACAAAGCUGUUCUACAACUGUUCUUGACUUUAAAUUUAAGCAAAGAUUUCACAUGAGGGGCCAUAUAUAUUAGAUCUGAAUUGAGACCAUGUUUACUAGGCCAACACUUUGUGAUACAACCACAUGCAAUUAUCAUUAGAGUAGCUGCAUCACACUAGCAUCUUUUCAAUUUAAAAUUUACUAGAGUAGGAAGAGAGGCUUUUUUUACAAUGAUUCAAAAGAAUCAUACUGAAUGAGUUCUAAAUUACUUAUUGUUGCAACAUUGAAGAAUUUGAUAACACAAAUAAACAUGGUGUCAAAACAUAUGAUUAGUGGUAAGAACUCCGCUCAGAUUAUACUUUGUGUAAGAGUUGCUGACGUGGAACAAGGAGCAAUUUGAUGCCAACCAAAUCAGUUGUUAUGUUGCUGCAAAGUGUCAAUUUUGCUGCAGGGUUUCAGAAAUUGUAUUUUAAAUAAACGUCAUAUUCUGGCAAAA
Thrips palmi is the source of this 5959-nucleotide messenger RNA. RefSeq names its product chaoptin (gene chp). NCBI's taxonomy places the organism in Eukaryota, Metazoa, Arthropoda, Insecta, Thysanoptera, Thripidae. The record is from RefSeq and is a predicted model, not a curated record. Gene Ontology annotation, molecular function: protein binding. Gene Ontology annotation, cellular component: extracellular matrix.